This is a messenger RNA of Rhagoletis zephyria (snowberry fruit fly), 516 nucleotides long. Its product is annotated as acidic leucine-rich nuclear phosphoprotein 32 family member E-like. The record is from RefSeq and is a predicted model, not a curated record. Lineage: Eukaryota; Metazoa; Arthropoda; Insecta; Diptera; Tephritidae.
AGCUUCCUGGAGAUGAUGAAGCACACCGAGCUGCAGGAGGGCAUCAUGGUGCGGUGCAUCCAACGGGUGGACGAGCUGCUGAAGAACAUUCGCCUGGCGGCGAAGAACCUCGAGUCGAAGGAGUUUGAGGAGAAGCUGGAGCGCGCCUCGCGGCUCAUUCGCCGCGACAUUGUCUUUGCGCCCUCGCUCUACACCGUCCAGGACGGCGUGGUCGGCGUCUUUGAGGAGGAGGAGGAGAGCAGGCCGCAGACGGUCGAGGAGGAGGAGGAGGAGGAAGGAAAGUUAGUGGUGGGCGUGACUGAGGGCAAGAAGAAGAAGAAGAAGAAUGCUGAUGAUAACUCGGUGGAAGGAGAUCAGGGAGAGGAAAAGUUUGAUGAGGAUGAUGAAGACGAUGACGACGAAGAUGACGCCCUCUUCACCUACGACUUUGGCGCCGUCAAAGAGGAUGAGGAACUGGAAGGAGGCAAUGGGGGCAAAUUUCAAGAGGAGGAGCAGUUCAACUCGAACUUUCUUUGA